UUAUUACAUUUUAUUUUCAACACUAAAAAUAUAAAACUACAUAAUAGGCAGCUGAUUUUAGAAAUAUGACAUAUUUUUAGUAAAUGGCUGGUUAGGAUAUAUAUAAUACAUUUGAAGACGUGGGUCACGUUUUUUGAGAAGAUGGAGUCGGUGCAUGAAUCGUCAUUCGAUUGGUUCCGAAUUGGAUUGUUCGUAUUUCAGUUUUCGUUGAACUGUAUAUGUAUUGGUGUAGCUGCUGGCUGGAUCGCUGAUUCUUGGAUUCAUAAAUUUAAACUGCAUACCAUAUUUCUGACUUUCACUUUCAUAGCUUCUUUUUUGACACUCGUAUUUUCUAUCGACUACAAACCACAUCAACGAAACUUCCAAUUAUUUCUUAAGUACGAAUACAUUUUGUUUUUCACAUGGAAUCCGAUAGCGUUUUCUAUUUAUUUUGAUCAGGUGAUAUACAAAAAAUCAGAUUUCGGUUUAAAUAAUUCAACAUUCUUCUGCGUCUGGACUCGUUUUGUUACACAAUGCAUUUUUGCAACAUUAUAUGACGUUAUUGUGAGAUAUAUCGGUUACAGAUUUCUGUAUUUUUUUGUGUCUUUAACAACGACCCUCAUAUUGGCCUCGUUGAUAUUCGUAACACUCUUAUUUGCAAGAUGGGGUUUCAAGCCGCCCGUGUUCUUCAAUUUGCCUUGCACUACAUUAUUGUAUGGAGCGUACACAUGUGAAAUUCGGCUAAGGGAAAAAUUCGGGGUAGAAACCGAAGAACGAAGGGAUCCAAGAAAUUUUCCACCGAAUGUCCAAUUCAUGUGCAAAAGGUUUUGGGCUGUUACAAUUUUGGCGUCAUUUAUUGCGUUCUUUGGACAUAUGAAAAUGCUGGCAAGUGCCACUUACACUGUGCUGUCGAUUUUGAUAGUCGGUAGUACGCCUUCUACGUUUUACUUAUUUUAUUUAUAUACUUCUUUGACCACGACGAUAUUGCUUCCGAUUUAUUAUUACUGUUCUAAGCGUUAUAAGUGGUUUUAUAAUGAUUUUGGUCUGAUAGGCGUGGGGAAAAUAUUCAUGGUCAUAUCCUUAUUAUAUUUGAUGUUUAUACACGUGGUGAUGGAUUUUCAUGAGGCCGCACAACCUGAGUACGACUUCGCACAAAUCAGAAUCUUCAAUAUCCUCGAUUCGCCUACAGGUGUAAUUUCCAGUUUCUCGAAUCUCGUUAUCCAACCCAUCUCGUUCGCUAUUUUCACGAAAAUAAAAAUAAACAUCCAUGGAUUUGAAACAAUAAUGGAAAUAAUUAACCACAAACACGGAAUACACCAGACUUCUGCUGUCAUAUUGGUGGAUGGUAUGUCACUGUGUUAUUACGUGGGAAAUGAAGGUUUUGAGUUUGCCGGUAUCGAGCCGUUACGCCCGAGAUUCUAUAGUAUAUUAAUGGAAGGACUAGAAAUGAAUCCAAAAGCUUAUUUUGUCUCAUCGUAUAAAGACGCAGAACUGUCUGUGAGAUACAAAGACGGUCGUGUCAUCCAAAUACCUAGAAUAAAUUCAAGUAAGUUCAAUUAUGCAGAUAUUUUUGAAGGAACGUUCGACGUGUUGGUCACGGCCCAAGGGAAGACCACAGUGCAUUACAGUAACUUCGAAACCUAUAAAGACUGUGUUUACGCUAUUUUGUUGUUCGAACCGACAUCCGUCAGUGGUGUAAAAAUUUUCACCGUCAAGCACUCGAGGAUACUACCUGUACAAAGUUUGAUACCGUCUGCGGUGUUUUUCGGUAUGGGAGCUGGAAUAGUUAUAUUUCAUAGGACCAAAUGUUUUAUUACCGAGGCCCCGCCGCCCCUCAGAUCGGUUUUCAUAUCGGCAGUGACCUUUUUUGAAAAUAUGCCGAAUUUUUUAUACUUUUGGAAUGUUUAUUACAAAUUCAUUUUAGAUUUCAAACAGCUUCAAAUCAACAUAACAAUCGUUUUAAUAAUUUUAUUAUUGUACGGUUCCCUGGUCAUAAGGCAUCGAACUUAUACCUUCACAACCUACUCCUCCGAUGUCGAGCCCGAACAACUGCCAAAGGAAAAGACGUCGACUAAGGAAUUAAGGAAUGUAAUGAGGCAUGUUUCUGAAUCCUUAACAAAUCAGAAAAGAAUCGAGUAGUUUUAAAAAUUUAAUCAUGACAAACUUGAAUGAAAAUAAAACACUGAGAUUAAGUGUUCAUUCUGUUUCUGUUCGAAUGAUAACACUUAUAAUCAUAAGUAAAAUAAAACAUGUGUUUAGACAAUUUUUUAUAAAACUUCUCGACAAAUUUUAAAAAUUUCUUGCGUGUGUAGUAACAUAUCUCACACAAAGAUCCUAUGUUCAAUUAAAACUUGGCAAACAGGGAAAGAAGAUAAUAUUUGAGUAAACUCCGGUUUAAUAUUUAAAAACAAACAGAUAGCGAAAAUCCAAUGUAAUUAAAAGUAGAGUAGAGAGCAGAGUCUAUGAGAGACUUAUUGGAUCCGUUCUCCACAGAAGAUGGCGCAAUGCCGUAACGCGUUUCAGUAGUACAAUAAACUCGCGAAUGAUGAAGGGCCCUAAAAGUGACACAGUGCCUGUUCAAAAUAAUUAAACGGAGUUUUUACAAUGACUUACAUUA
Molecule: messenger RNA, 2596 nt
Organism: Cimex lectularius (bed bug)
Lineage: Eukaryota; Metazoa; Arthropoda; Insecta; Hemiptera; Cimicidae
Exons: 2
Coding region: 142-2118 (658 amino acids)
Source: RefSeq, a predicted model, not a curated record